Salpingoeca rosetta is the source of this 665-nucleotide messenger RNA. RefSeq lists its product as uncharacterized. The record is from RefSeq and is a predicted model, not a curated record. Gene Ontology annotation, biological process: late endosome to vacuole transport via multivesicular body sorting pathway; protein targeting to vacuole. The transcript is spliced from 6 exons. Lineage: Eukaryota; Choanoflagellata; Craspedida; Salpingoecidae. Bases 6 to 617 code for a protein of 203 amino acids.
CGCUGAUGACUCAACAGCCAACCAGCCAACCAAUACAAAGCAACCAACCGCCUUCUUGCCUUCUCUCCUACCUUCUCUCCUGCCUUCGUUCCUUGCUGACAUCCACGCGAAGCAGAGACACGACAACAACGGUGAUGGCGUCGCGAGGAUGUCUGGAUGAAGGGUGUGAGAACUGCUGCACGGGGUGUGGAGAGUGCUGCCCUGCCCUGGCACAAUACCGCAACCCAAUCUCCUCUGUCGCAGCGGGCAUCCUGUUUGCUGUUGGCUGGUGGUUCAUGAUUGACGGCACCGUCAACGACUCCAUCGAGGACAAGCACCAGGCCAUCGGCGUCAUGUCUACUUUGGGCUUGUUCAUGGUGAAUGCCAUUUCUGCGGAGAUGCUUUCCGGUGAUGUGUACACAGAUGGAUGCCUUGGAACAGCAGGUGCACGGGUGUGGCUCCUGCUCGGGCUGGUGAUGUCGUUCGGAUCGCUCAUUGCCGCCACAUGGGUCAUGAUCGAACAAUACAUCAAGCAAGGCCAAGACUACGCGGGCGCCUGUGUGUUCUUGCAGAAUUCCCUCAUCUUCAUCAGUUCGUUGGUGUUCAAGUUUGGACGAGGCAGCGACUCAUCUUGGUGAAGUGACACACACACACACACACGUGUGUGUGUGUGUGUGUGUGUGUGU